AAUGUAUCUGUGAUGGUUCCUGAAUGGAAGAUACCUUUGCCAGUGAUUACACCAAUGCGCGAAGUAUCGAUUCUUAAGGAUCUUAGUCAUAUUAAGAUUCCCGCCGGUUCAUUCUGUGCUAUAAUGGGUACUAGUGGAUCGGGUAAGACCACCUUGCUAAACACACUCGCUGGAAGAUGCGAGGAUCUCACCGUGAAAGGUGACAUCCUGUUCAAUGGCCAUGCCGUCACUGCCAAGGAGGCAAAACAAUCGGUCGGAUACGUCAUGCAGUCCGACCAUCUAUUGCCCUUCCUCACCGUGCGUGAGACCCUACGCUACUCUGGUCUGCUGCGUCUUCCAGGCACGCUGAGCAAGGAGCGAAAGCUACAGAUCGUCGAGGAUCUCAUUGCCGAGCUGGCGUUACGUGACUGUGCCGAUCGCAUCGUUGGUGGCCACGGCAAGCGUGGAAUAUCCGGUGGUGAGAUGCGUCGUGUGUCCAUUGGUGUGCAGAUGUUGUCGAACCCCGGUGUACUCUUCUUGGACGAGCCUACAAGUGGUCUGGACAGCUUCACCGCCCACAACCUGGUUCAGACACUGCUGUCUCUGUCACGUCAACAAAAGACAAUCAUCUGUACGAUCCAUCAGCCUCGUCCAGACAUCUUCCAGAUGUUUGACUAUGUGCUGCUGUUGUCAAAGGGUCGUGUCGUCUACUUUGGCCCAACCAAGACCAUUGUCGAGCACUUUGCCUCACUUGGACACAUAUGUCCUGACGAUGUCAACCCAUCAGACUUCUUCCUGGACCUCAUCACAAUCAACUACCAAGACGAUGACGUGCAGAAUGAGUCCACAUUGCGACUGGAAGCACUCCUACAGGGCUUCCAAGCAUCACCCACCUACCGCAGCAACAUGGACGACAUGGCUUCAAACGGAGAGGAUGAGACCCGCACCUUCUCUAUCCCCAAGCGUAAUACCAAUGUGAUUCUUCACUCUUGGUUACUGUAUCACCGAUCGAUGCUCAACAUGGUUCGCGACAAGACCAUCGUAAUGUCGCGUCUCAUCGAGACUGUGCUCGUUUCGUUGAUCAUUGGUGGCAUGUUCUACCAACUCGGUGAGGACCUCAGUGGUAUCAAGAGUCGUGUGUCAGCCUUCUACGUCGUGGUCAUCCUUCAACCCUAUCUAAUCAUCAUUGCCAACAUCCUACAAUACUCUGAAGAGCUACUAGUGUAUGACCGAGAGUACUAUGAUGGCACUUAUCAGACACUGCCAUACUGGCUGGCGACCAAAGCCGCCACUCUUCCAUUCGAGGUGGUUACUUCAUUCAUCUUCUCGUGUAUUUUCUACUGGAUGGCCAACCUGCGUCCAUCAUUCGAACACUUCCUCAUCUUCUUUGUCUUUAUGAUGCUGGCACAGUACUGCUCCGCCUCUCUUGGCUUUCUUGCCGCGUGUCUCCUGCGAUCCUUUGCCGCAUCCUCCCUGAUGGCCAAUCUGCUGAUGACAUUCUGGGCCAUCACUACCGGCUUCAUCAUCAACCCAGCCACCUUCCCAAUCUACAUGACAUGGAUCGGCUACACAUCGCUUUACCAGUACAGCUACGGUGGUCUGGCGGCCAACGAGUUCCGUGGCAAUCAGUAUCCGUGUCCACUGCCGCCAGGUUCACCCGAGUGUGUUUUGUACAAUGGUGAUGACAUCCUCAAGAGACUAGAGCUCAAGGUCAACGACAUCCCGAUGAAUGGCUUAGCCUUGGUGAUCAUAUCCACAGUUUUCAACGUUGGAUCAUUGCUUGCACUCAGAUUUGUCAAUCACAGACCC
Acytostelium subglobosum LB1 is the source of this 1788-nucleotide messenger RNA. RefSeq lists its product as hypothetical. Gene Ontology annotation, molecular function: ATP binding; ABC-type transporter activity; ATP hydrolysis activity. Gene Ontology annotation, cellular component: membrane. The transcript has a single exon. The annotation marks the transcript as partial. The record is from RefSeq and is a predicted model, not a curated record. NCBI's taxonomy places the organism in Eukaryota, Evosea, Eumycetozoa, Acytosteliales, Acytosteliaceae.